Molecule: messenger RNA, 1276 nt
Organism: Candidula unifasciata
Lineage: Eukaryota; Metazoa; Mollusca; Gastropoda; Stylommatophora; Geomitridae
Source: the annotation of a GenBank genome assembly
AUGUCUGCCUUUGAGAGAAAGUGGGAGUCAAAGUUGGGCACUAUUUUUGGAACAGAUAACUCUAACCACCAGAGAAGUGCAUCAUUCACAUAUACACCACCAAAGCAACCUAGAAAGAAAGUUGCAGACUCAGGUAAACAAAGAGAGGAAACUCCAACUGUUGUGAUCAGUAGUGUAGUUCAUGCAUAUAACUAUGUUGAUAAUAAAUAUGUCAGCCAAGGAAAAGUCGGAGUGGCUUUGUUAACAUCUCCGACAACAAGAGAAUAUCGCAUCUUGGUGUAUACAAAGCAACAACAGUUGACUAGUGCCAAGAUUAGCCCUGCCUUUGUGUUGAAUAUACAAGAAAACAACUAUGCCAGCUUCUCAGAUGAAUCAGGACAGACCUGGUCAGUCAUGUUUGAGAUGGCAGAAGCAGUGGAGAAGUUUGCCAAGGAAGUUACCUUGGCUAGGGCCAACUCGGAGCCCUUAACCAAAUUAUUGCAGCAAGAUCUGUCGCUGGGUGAGGGAGCUGGUAUUGAGGAUGGAGAUUUGGUUGAAGUCAGAUACGCUGGAUGGCUGCUGACAGAUGGAGCUUUUGGCAAGGUUUUUGACCAGUCAGGGAUUGACAAUAAUUUUCGCUUCAAAGUUGGAAAAUCCAAAGUUAUUAAGGGUUGGGACCAGGGAAUGCUGGGAAUGAAGAAGGGAGGUAAACGACUAUUGAUUAUUCCACCAGCUCUGGCAUACGGCUCUCAGGGUGUUGGUGAGAGAGUUCCACCAGACUCAGCACUUAUUUUUGAGGUACAAGUAAUUAGAAUCAAGGUACAGAAAGUUGAGUCCCCUCUAGAAUCACCUGCUCCUACUCCUGCACCUGUUCCAUUACCUUCUUUGAUGCCUGUUCCAGACGAGGAUGAUUUUGAUGAGCCCAGGGUCAAAGGCAGAGCCAAGUCAUUUAAUGAUCACCUGUUACAUUCACCUGACAUCAGCAAAGCUAAACUGAUAUCCCGAAUGGCCAGGAUGGGACAACCCAUGUUGCCACCUCAUGGUGCAGGGGCGACUCAGCUAGAGGACAGUGAUGAUGAAAUGACUCCUCCACAUGUGGUUUAUCCAGUUCCAGUGAAACCACCCUUGCCGGUAAAACCCCGAUCCAAGUCUGUAAUAGGCACAAGUAGUCAUUUAGGACAAGUCACCUUCCAGGUACCCAACACAGGUCUUCAUUCCAGUCAAGCCAUGGGUGACAGUCCUCCUCUGCUUUUCAGUUCUACAGAUAUGCCACAUCAGCAGCCAGCCUUUCUUCAUA